Messenger RNA from Thecamonas trahens ATCC 50062, 1381 nucleotides. RefSeq lists its product as uncharacterized. NCBI's taxonomy places the organism in Eukaryota, Apusomonadida, Apusomonadidae. The record is from RefSeq and is a predicted model, not a curated record. The transcript has a single exon. The annotation marks the transcript as partial.
GCAUGGUGUUUGCCAACACGAGUAUGAAGGGCGACUACGUGCGAAGAGUAUCUCGCUUUGUCACUUCGCAGUCGCCUACUUUUGGCGACAUUGAUCUCGGGGCGUCCGAGUACUUUCGGCCGUCCGAGUACAGGUUCUUCGAAGUCCACGUCGUGCUUGGGCCUCAGCUGGCGGCCCUGUGCGGGCGGGAGGAGAUGCGAGCAAUGGCCAAGAUUUACGACAUGGAGAAGGAGCGUGAGGCGGCGACGGUUCACGACAGGUGUGAGCCUGGAGCGUCCGGAUGGGGCAAGUACAUUCCGUAUGUGGCGGCGGUGACCAAGGUCGAGGAGCAGUGCGGGCUGGAUCAACUGACGCCGCGCUCCUUUGUGGGCCCGUUUGUCGACGUCAAUGGUACGGCGUGGGGAUGUGUCUCGUUUGUGGAAAAGAUGCCUGGCGAGGUGGCUUCGCUAGACGUCCUUAUGCGGUCGUCCAAGGUGCAGGAGACCGGCUUUCUCUUCUCGCUCGUCUCACACGUCAAGGACUGGCAGCUGCGGCUGAUGAUGCUGCGCGACGUGCUGCUCUCGUUUCGCGACCGGCAUCCUGGAAAUGUCUUUAUUCAUCCGCGCACGCUCGACCUGUACAACUUGGACGGCUUUCAGCUGACGCUCAAGCAGAGCUUCUUCCGGCCACAGACCAUCGACUCUUCGUUCCUGCCGAUGAGUGAAAAGCACGCGAUCGCAUCGUUUGGCUGGAUCUUUCGCAAGGGUGGCAAGCCAGAUAAGGGGGUCCAUGAGAUUCGCGGUCUCGACUACCGCUGCUGGAUUGCGCCGCCGGAGGUGAUCGCGGCUGGCGCGCCCGACGACUACGCCGACUUUCCGCCGACGAUGCAGAGUUGCCUUCAUCGCAUUGCGGGGCUCGAGACGCCGCAAGCAGUCCAGAACGAGUUUGGAUUUGCCGGUGUCGCCGAAGCUGGCAUGCUCCUUGACAACGCAAAGAGCUUGCUGGAACAUGGUCUCGCGGGCCAUGUCUACGCCACGGCCGUGGCCGAGCAGGAUCGCAUCUUCAGCAGGGCGUACGGGAGCAACUACCUGGAGCAGUUUGACAAAGCCGGCUCACUCGCUGCCGCGCUCACACCGUCAGGAGUCACCGAUCAUGUGAUUUGGUACCUGCCACGCGAGCCGUGCUGCGCCCGCGAGCCGCACGAUAGGCACGCGUGCGUCCCGUCGCCACUGCCAGCGGUAGCCGAGCCUGAUGGUCACGGCUGGGACUGGCUGGCCAUGUACGGCUCGCCCGAAGACGCGUUCAUCCUCUACAAUGGCGGGGCGCAUGAAUAUGGGCCAGUGUCGCACAUGUAGUACACUAUGGCGAGCUGCGCAAGAGCAUGUAAAAAGCCCAGUCUGCA